AUGAAAUUCAUCAUACAAUUAUAUUACUUGUUAAAUAAGAAAUAUAAUAAUGGAUUAAAUUUAAACUUAUUAUAAAUUGAUAAAAGAAUUAAAGCUUAUAGACAUGAUUCUUAAGAAACAAUUAAAUAUAAUUACAUAUCAAUUAGAUUUAAGAAUCUUAUCAUAUAAAGUAUUCUUUAAUUGAUCUAUGAAUUUAAUUUUUGCAUUAAUUAUUCUUUAUAAUAAUUGCACAUAUUAUUGGAUUUCUAAGAGAAAGCAUUAAAUAGAUGUGCAAUAUAAUUAGAAGAUGGACAUAAUAAUGCAGAUGAUAUGGCAGAGAAAUUUUGUUGA
This is a messenger RNA of Paramecium pentaurelia, 330 nucleotides long. The record is from the annotation of a GenBank genome assembly. Lineage: Eukaryota; Ciliophora; Oligohymenophorea; Peniculida; Parameciidae.